AUGUUGUUUCAAAUACCGAGCUUAAAAAGGGGAAUAUCCACUGCCCCUACGCUGCUGAGAGAGUGGAGGCUUGUCGAAAGCAGAAGUGUUGCCAAACAGCCUGAGUUCAAAAUCGGUGACGCCCGGCCUGUGUAUGUGCCUAAACAGCGCAAGGUGUUCCCAGAAUACAAAUUUGGCGAGUCCAAGAUCUUCAAGCAAAGUAACAAGGGUCUUUACGGUGGAUCUUUUGUUCAGUACGGUAACAACAUUGCGGAAUCCAAAACCAAGACCCGUAGAAGAUGGCUACCAAACGUGGUUAGAAAGGGACUGUGGAGUGAAAGUUUGGAUCGCAAAAUCAGUAUACGGAUGACCGCUAAAGUGCUAAGAACUAUCACCAAGGAGGGUGGAAUCGACAAUUAUCUCACAAAAGACAAAUCAGCACGGAUUAAGGAAUUAGGCCCUACUGGAUGGAAACUCCGCUACCGUGUGUUACAGAAACAGGAACUAAGUGAAAACCCACCCCACAAGGACGCAUACGACGUGGAAGGCGCCGAUGGUGUCAAAUACCGAGUUUACUUCGAGGCACCUGUUGGGGGAACCACAAUUCGCGUUACGUGCGGCCGUCGUAAGCUCAUGCAGCAUCUAUACCCAUUGGAAAAGCUGGAGCGUCGAGCCGAUGGGUUGGAAUUGAGCUACCGCCAAUUCCUAGACCAGUAUAAGGACUCUGAUGCAGUGCAGGUCUUGGAAGCGUUGCAGCGCCACGGAUUUGAUUUGAAGACCGUGAGUGUCUAA
This is a messenger RNA of Lachancea lanzarotensis, 771 nucleotides long. It is a transcript of the gene MRPL24, whose product is annotated as LALA0S05e07492g1_1. The record is from RefSeq and is a predicted model, not a curated record. Gene Ontology annotation, molecular function: structural constituent of ribosome. Gene Ontology annotation, cellular component: mitochondrial large ribosomal subunit. Lineage: Eukaryota; Fungi; Ascomycota; Saccharomycetes; Saccharomycetales; Saccharomycetaceae. The transcript has a single exon. The coding region runs from base 1 to 771 and encodes 256 amino acids.